AUGAAUCGCCCCAUCGCCAUCUACCUGCUGUGGUACGGCGUGUUCUCCGACGCGCAGAAGGCGCUCGUGCGCGCCCUCAUCGCGUCGCUCAACCCGUCCGCCGAUGCUGCUCUCACUGUCCCGCUCUGGUGGAACAUCAACCGCCUCUACUACGAUCGAGACAUGAACUACAUUUCAGGGAAUGUGACUGUAAGGGGCGAGGUGGAGGACACGGGGUAUUCCCAAGGGACCAUGCUGAGGGACUCCGCUGUGGAUACGAUCAUCCGUAACGCGGUUACCAGCAAGCAACUGCCGUUUGACAAGGACGGGGUGUACUUCGUGCUUUCAGACGAGACUGUCGAUCAGGUGUCAGAUGGGCUCGCCUUCUGCUCGGAUUACUGCGGUUGGCAUUGGUACACCAAGGUGCCGGGGCAGGGCCUGCUCGUGUCCUCUUGGGUUGGCAACGCCGGCUCCAAGUGUCGCUCCAGCUGUAUUGUCUCGCAGCUCUUCAGCAGCCCCGGCCACUCUCCCAACGGGGACGUGGGCAUGGAUGGGCUGCUGUCUGUGUUCGCCCAUGAGCUUGCAGAGGCCACCUCCGACCCGUUCAUGUCGGCGUGGUUCGACAGUGAUGGCGAGGAGAACGCCGACAAGUGCGCCUGGGAGUAA
Messenger RNA from Closterium sp. NIES-65, 645 nucleotides. NCBI's taxonomy places the organism in Eukaryota, Viridiplantae, Streptophyta, Zygnematophyceae, Desmidiales, Closteriaceae. The record is from the annotation of a GenBank genome assembly.